Chelonia mydas (Green sea turtle) is the source of this 5468-nucleotide messenger RNA. It is a transcript of the gene HHAT, whose product is annotated as hedgehog acyltransferase. The transcript is spliced from 11 exons. The record is from RefSeq and is a predicted model, not a curated record. Gene Ontology annotation, molecular function: palmitoyltransferase activity. The coding region runs from base 836 to 2083 and encodes 415 amino acids. Gene Ontology annotation, cellular component: endoplasmic reticulum. Gene Ontology annotation, biological process: protein palmitoylation. NCBI's taxonomy places the organism in Eukaryota, Metazoa, Chordata, Testudines, Cheloniidae.
GCCUUUGUUCCGCCCCGCCGCUGGGCCGGGGGGAAGGAGGUGGCGGGUGGCGGGGGGCGGGCUUGCCGAGCGCGGAGCCGCCCGGGCAGGGGUAGCUGCAGCUCCGCGGCCCCUCGAGGCGGGUGGGCAGCGGAUAAGGCGUGUCCCAGGCGGGGAGCGCGUUGCGGGGUGAGCCCGGGGGACGCGUCAGUGCCCAGGCCUGGAAAGGGCAGUGGGGGGCUGCAUCCAGAAGAGGAACAAAGGUCUGAUCGCAGCCUCCACCUUUGCCCCCCCCCGUGAAUGGUUCCCCCAGUGUUGCCUGGGCAUGAACUGCGGCCCCUGCUCUCAAACUGUCCCUCUGGAGAGGGAGAGAGAAAAUAAGGAGGAGGGGGAUUUCCUACAUUGCCCCACUGAAAUACACAGAGCCGAAGGGCGGGAUCCCAUAAGAAGCAGGAGGAAGGCCUUUAGGAAACUGCUUUAAUGUUAAUCACAAGAGGGAGCUGCAUGAAUCUCGAAAGAGCGAGAUUUGCUAGUUGUGCACAGGUACAAAGCAAUAGCGCCAAUGAGUAGGGUUGGCUUUAUCUAGUUGAGUGCACCUGAAGGGGAAUCUCUGCAGAUACAUUUUGGGGAAAAGCUUGAAACAUUAAACUGUUGUUCCUUCCUCUGGUGGAGUUCAUCUUCCUCUCUGACUACUGCUAAACUCAUCGUGCCUGGGACGACUUUUAUCCCUGAUUCAUGCAGAUACUUUUGACUGUGAGAUCUGUGUUGAUUUGGGAUUUUCCACUUUGCUCCUCACCAGGAAGUUAACAACAGGGACAUCAUCUGGAGACCAGAGAAACUUACGUUACAAGUAGUAAUGCUGCCACUAUGGGAAAUGUUUCUUUACCUGCUUCUUUCAUUGGGCUUCCACUUUUAUUCCUUCUGUGAGGUAUACAGAGUCUCCAGAGAAUAUGAAGAGGAACUUGAAAGAGAAUUUGAACUGGAAAAAGAUACUCUGUUUUGGGGACUUAAAAAGGAUCCCACAGACUUUGAGUGGAGCUUCUGGAUGGAAUGGGGAAAGGAACGUAUAAUAUGGCUUCUCCUUGGCCAUCUAAUGGUAUCUCAGAUGUCAAGGCUCUUUAUGGAAAAGUACAAACCCUGGUGUCUAAUGACAUACGGGAUGGUGGCCUGCUGGUUUCUAUUAGGAAUCAAUGGCUUGGCAGUGAUUUUGCUACAUAUAGCCAUUUCAUUUUCCGUGGCUCAGUUUCAGACAGCAGUCCUGACAUGGCUGUGCUCACUACUUUUGUUAUCAACUUUGCGCGUACCAGCUGUGGAAGAAGCAAAGAGAGGGUGGUACGACACUGAAAAUGAGUACUACUUGCUGCUCUUCACCCUAACUGUUCACUGCCUCUACUACACUAGUUUCAGCCUUGAAUACUGCUGGCAUGGCUCUACCCAGAAGAGGUACUACUCAUUCUUUUGGAUGCUGGCCUACAUGUUCUACUAUCCUGUGUUCCACAAUGGACCCAUUAUGACCUUCAAUGAAUUUACUAAGCAGAUGAAGAGACCAGAAGCCUGCAGUUUGAAGAGUAACCUUUGCAUUUUACUGCUGGGCAUAGUUCGCAUUUUCUUUUGGUGGUGGUUGGCAGAGCUGAUGAUUCAUCUCAUGUAUAUCCAUGCCAUAUACAAUAGUUCUUCACAUCUGGAAGCAGUGUCCUACUGGACUUUAGGUGGCCUGGCAUUAGCUCAAGUACUGUUUUUUUAUGUGAAAUACCUGGUUCUCUUUGGUAUUCCUGCUCUUAUUAUUCGAAUGGAUGGACUCAAACCUCCAGCUUUACCUCGCUGUGUGAGCACAAUGCACAGCUUCACUGGAAUGUGGCGAAGUUUCGAUGUUGGACUGCAUCAUUUUCUUAUCAGGUACAUCUACAUCCCAAUGGGAGGAUCCCAUGGCAGUGUGUUUGGGAUGUUGUUUUCCACAGCAAUCACGUUUUCAUUUGUAAGCUAUUGGCACGGGGGCCAUAACUACCUUUGGUUCUGGGCAGCACUUAACUGGCUUGGAAUAAUUGCAGAAAAUGGAGUCAAGAGGCUACUUUCUGUUUCACUUGUUCGAGACUUAAUUACCUGAUAUCACAGAACCACGAUGGAAUGCUCCACCCAAACCUCAGCACCUUCCACCUGACAGUUUGGAAGCUCCAUGGUUAAAUCCCGAAGAGCUGGCCUGUUCGGAGCAAGCCCAUCAGGUUCUGCUAGGUAGCAGGAAGCUCUCUACCAGAGCUGCAUGCCUUGCCAAGUAGAAGCGUUUUUCCAUUUGGUCUUCCAAGUAAGGUCUCUUGCCCAUCCGGUCGUCACUGCAGACCAUUAUGGAGUAUUUGCUACAUCUGAACCCACAAGGUCUGGCAAUUUCAUCAGUUAAAGUAUACCUGGCAACAAUUUUGGCAUUUCACAGCCCGGUGGAUGAGUGAUCAGUAUUUUUUGCAUGAGAUGACCAUUUGUUUUCUCCAGGGCCUAGAAAGACUACACCCAUAGAUUCGGGAGCCCAUUCCCCUGUGGGACUUAAACCUGGUCAUGUCAAAACACAAAGGCCCCUAGUUUGAGCCACUGGCAACAUGUUCCCUGUCGUACUUUUCCUGGAAGGUGGUCUUUCUGAUGGCUAUCACUUCAGCCAGGAGCGUCUCAGAGAUUAGGGCCCUUAUGUCAGAACCUCCGUACACUGUCUUUUUUUAAGGACAAGGUACAGCUUUGUCCUCACCCUAUGUUCCUCCCAAAGGUGAUUUUGAAAUUUCACAGUAAUCAAGCUAUUUUCCUGCCAUUUUUUCCCCUGAACCUACAUGCAAGCAGGGAGGAGCAACAUCUCCACACACUGGGCAUUAGACACACCCUGGCUUUCUAUAUUGAGAGCACAAGACCAUUCCUUAGAUCCACGCAGCUCUUUGUGGCAGUAACAGACAGGAUGAAGGGCCUUUCUAUUUCAGCUCCGAGGAUUUCGUCCCAGAUCACAUUGUGCAUCAGCACAUGCUACAAACAGAUAGGGGUCCCGCCACCACCAGCGAUAGUGACGGCCCAUUUUUCGAGGAUGCAAGCUUCCUCAGGGGUGUUCCUGGCCCAGAUGCCAAUCCAGGACAUCUGCAAAGUGGCAACUUGGUUGUUGUUACAUACAUUUUCAUCCCCCAUGCCAUCACCUAGCAAGCUAAAGAUGACGCCCAGUUUGGUCAAGCUGUGUUGCAGUCAGCAUGUCCAUGAACUCUGAUCCCACCUCCUAUGGUACUGCUUGGGACUCACCUAAUGUGCAGUGGACAUGUGCAAGCACUCGAAGGAAAAACAGUUACUAACCUUGUUGUUCUUCUAGAUGUGUGUUGCACAUGUCCAUUCCACAACCCACCCUUCUAACCCUCUGUCGGAGUUGACUGGCAAGAAAGAACUGAGGGAGUUUGGGGUUGGCGGGACCCCUUAUACCAGCGCAUGAGCAAGUGGCAUCACAGGAUACCAGCCCUGACCCAAUGGAUAUCAUUGAAGGAAAAAUGUUUGGCAAUUGUGCACGCAGCGCAUGCACACCUAACGUGCAAUGGACGUGCAACACAUCUCAAAGAACAACAGUUUGGUUUUGUGCUGACUCGUAGCUGCAUCAGAACCCCUAUCUCAAACAUGUGCAUUAAAAGUACUUCCAGUGCAACUGAGAUGCAAAGUGAAAUUGAGAUGCACACCGGUGUAAAGAUUUUAUUUCAGUUGGAAGUCUGUUGAUGAUGCACAAACCAGACUAGAAUCCAGCUCAUUCUUCCAGAGAAAGGAAUAACUUGAAGUCUAGUUGAAGCUAGACGAAUUCAGACUGGAAGUAAGAUAUAAAAUUUUAACAGUGAUCGUAAAUUAAUCACUGGAAUAAUUUACCAAGUGUUUUGGUGGACUCUCCAUCACUGAUAAUUUUUAAAUCAAGAGUGGAUGUUUUUCUAAAAGAUCUGCUGUGGGAAUUACUUUGGGGAGGUUCUGUGGCCUGCGUGUUACACAGGAGGCCAGACUAGGUGAUCAUAGUGCUCUCUUCUGGCCUAGAAUUUUUUAAUCCCUUUGCUGUGUUGGCUCUCCAGGGGCAAAUAGAUGUAAAAGGUGAAAACUUAUUUUUGUGACACAAAUAAGCAGAUGUGAUUCUGAAUAAACACAGGGAGCAGAGUAGGUCUGAGUGACAUUUUUACGCAGUCAGUUUGCUGACCCUAACCCUGCAACAUAGUUAAGGUUGUGUUACAGAGUUCAGUUUUACAGGAGCAUUAAACUUUUAUUUUAUAAAAAUCAAGUUGUAAUUGCAUUAAAAAACUCAUGGAAUCUAAAGUCUGAGCACUAUUUGAAUGUGUGUGGUGGUUUGCUGAACAAUGAACUGAUACAGAGUUAAUACCAAGAGUUUAUAAAUCACCUCUUUUGGCAUUUUUUCAUGGGAUUGACUCACUUUUUCUUUGUACCUCUUUUGCGAGUAAUCUAAAGCAUUCUGAGACCCCCUCUUUGGCCCGUUGUUGCUCCUCAUGUGCUGAUUAGAUGUAGGCAUAAGGAGAAUCAGGCCCUAUAUUUCCUGUUUACACAAGUACAGUCUCACUGGAUUCAGAGUGAACUGGACAUAUUGAAAUUAAAAUGUGAUCCAAAACACGUUGUUUUCACAGCUCUGAAUGAAAUUUGAUGGUUUUGUUUGAGGUUUUACUCCGCCAUUUGGGCUUAAAUUAACCUGGAUGCAAUAUUUGAGGGGAGUGAAACUGCAUGAGCAGAAACCAUCUUGAAAGUUUGUUGAAACUGAUCUUAAUUAAAAAAAAAAAGUUUGAUCUGAAACGGGUCCGUUCUCUUUUAGUUCCUUAACAGUGCUGUGCUUUACGCAUCCAGCUGUAGAGUAGUCCCCCAACUGUACUGUUUGCUUUUUGUGAUUCACUGAGAAAUAUUGCUGUAUGAAGUUAUCAAAAAGCAUUUAUGGAAAAAUACAAAUACCCUGAAGGAAGCUACAGUGAAACUCAAUAAUAUUUUAAUCCAUUUAUCAAAGCAGUUGUAUUUCUCCAUUCAAAGCAGAUGAACCAGUAAUAAAUAUUGUGCAAAGAAAGCUGGUCAGUAUCCAGGGAAUUUUAUUAGAGUUAAAAAAAAAAAAGAGAGAGAGGCUUUUGGCAACUCUUUAUUCUUUUAUUCAAAGGAACACCAUUGCUUGGGACAUUUGAAACUAGACUGAAGAAAGUAAUAGAGUUUUGUAGCUCACAAUUCUAAAUUAGUUCCUGAUGCAUGGAGAAAGGUCCCAGUCCUGCUCCAUUUGAAGUCAAUGGCAGCAUUUCUGUUGAUAUGAAAAAAGCAGUAUCGGGCCAUUUUAAAAAGCAGAUUUCUAGGAUUCUGUGAUUUAGUCUGCUCUAUUUGAAGUAAGAAAAUAAACCAUACAUUUGCAUUUAUUUAAGGUAUAACAAGUUGACUCCCAUUAAAAGAUAAUAUUAACUAACUUAUUACUUGAUGAAAGUGGCAGAGUCCUGUGUCACCUUAUAGACUAACAGACAUAUUGGAGCAUA